AUGAUGUGGAUCUCAAUCUCUCCCGCCAGCCAAUUUCGCCAGAACCUCACGGUUCUAUCAUUAUUGUUCCUUUUCGUCAAUCUCACAGUUCAGCAAAGGGAUCCCAUAUCAAAUUUCUGCCGAAGAUGGGGACAUCAAAGUGCUGUGGUAGAUGAAAAGCUUUACAUCGGCGGAGGAUUGGUCACCUAUGAUGGUAGUUCAGGAACACCACCGAACGUCUCGAAUCCUUACUUUCUCUACCAUGAUUUGAGAACUGCCGCCGGUACAGGCAUGCCUCAGCCAUACGCGAAUUUGAGUAAGAACUCGACAGUACCAGACGUUAGUGGUGGGAUAUUCUGGCCCGACACUAUCAACAAGAAGAUCUAUCUCUUUGGCGGCGAAUAUAACGAUGUGACGCCUUGGGACUUUGAUCUAUAUGCAUACGACAUUAUCAACGACGAAUGGGACAACCUCGGAGUUUCUAGGACCGACAAUAUCGUCGGACUCAGUUAUGGAGCUGGCGUUUCCAUUCCGGACCGUGGAGAGGCUUACUAUUACGGCGGAUGGAUGAACAACGCGACAGUCCCUGAUUGGGGUGAUGCUCCCCAGGUACCCACGUCGAACCUGGUGCGAUACGAGAUGGACACGAACAGCUGGUCCAACGACACUGGCCCGGAUGAUAUAGGUCGUGCAGAAGGUGUCAUGGUCCACAUCCCUGCCGGAGACGGUGGAAUGCUUGUCUACCUUGGAGGAAUCCGUGCUACUGAUGACGGCGGUUGGGAGGGCCAGCCGAUGGGACAGAUUAUCCUGUAUGAUGUCCUGAGCGGCAAGAGUUAUUUCCAAAAUGCAACGGGCGAUAUUCCAGAAUCACGUCGACGAUUUUGCGCUGGUGCUACGUGGGUGGAUGAUCAAUCUUCCUACAAUAUUUACCUGUAUGGAGGUGCUGGUCAAGAAGAAGGUAGCGCUGGAUUCGACGACAUUUAUAUCCUAACACUGCCCACGUUCACAUGGAUUAAAAUGUACCCCAAUGAGAAUGGGACCGGAAGCUACCCCCAUCACAGCAUGUCCUGCAACGUGGUAAACGAGGCCCAGAUGUUUGUUCAUGGUGGCUUUUUCCCUCUCAACAAUGACUGCGACGUUCCGGAUCAAUGGGGCCUACAUGACGUCUCCCUUGGCAGACAGAACAAGAACAAGUCACCCUGGAUGCUCUAUGACCCCGAGUUGACUCAAUACGCUGUCCCAACGGACAUUAUCUCGGUUGUGGGCGGAAACUCCAAGGGCGGUGCAACCAAAACAGCGCCGGCAGGUGGCUUCGACCACCAAGAUCUCAAUGCUCUUAUGACACGAACAGCUUCAGCGGGGACACGAACAGCAACACGAAACGUAUCCGGCGCGACUGCGACGGGGGAUUCCGAAUCGGAGAACAAGCUGCCGACUGGGGCUAUAGCAGGCAUAGCGGUCGGCGGAGCAGUUGUUCUUAUAGGUAUAAUUUUGGCGUCGUUCUGUCUCAUUCGAAAACGGCGAGCUCGACGCGAACGAAUUGGAUCUCAACAGCCAAUGGCGCAGGAUUACAAUUAUCACCACCCUACGCACCCGUCCAUCGUCUCAAACCAGUGCUCGUCUGGUCCUUGGAGCCCGCAAUCAUCGAGCUUCAAUCCUGCGAGUCCUUUCGCUAGCCCUCAAGCGGCUCGAUCAUAUACGGGGCCACCAGUGGAACUUCCAUCUGGAGAUAUGGAGGAUACUACACGUGGCUCGCCGCUUACUCAAACAGUCACAACAACACUUGAGCCAAAAUACGAUGCUCAUGGGAAUCUCUGGGUUCCUCAAGUAAGCACGGUACAAAUACCAGAUCAGCUUCACUCUCCAGGAAGCCCUCCUUAUUACGACGGGACUGUGGGCUCCAACUCGUCGAAGAAUGGAACAGGAUACUUCACGUCCGAUGGUCCUCAAGAACUUGCGGCCGAAAGACACACUUCCUCUGUUUCAGGACAACCCACCCACCAGACAUAUUAUCACCCAUAA
Fusarium venenatum is the source of this 2001-nucleotide messenger RNA. RefSeq lists its product as uncharacterized. Gene Ontology annotation, molecular function: protein binding. The record is from RefSeq and is a predicted model, not a curated record. Lineage: Eukaryota; Fungi; Ascomycota; Sordariomycetes; Hypocreales; Nectriaceae.